GAAUAACAUGCCUGCAAAACAGUUCUGUUGCCAAAGUGUGUUUUGAUGUAUUAUAAUGUACAGAACCACAGGCUUGCAGGCAGCUGAAGUUGUGCAAUCUUUCCAUGCAGACUGAGAGAGCUUUCAGGGAUAAAUAACUUCUUCACAGAUAAAAAAUAAAAUAACUUGGAGGCUGUUUAUUCAAAAUACUUAUCGUGUACCUGCGUUUAAUAGUGUUUAAAAAAAGAAAACAGCCAUUUCCACGUAAACAUUAACUGCAGACCUCUCUCAGUCUAUCUCAGAAAGCAUGUUUUUACAAGAUGUUACUUUAAAAGGAAGAAAUAGGAGGAGCACUGACCUAGGAUAGAAAGGUUUGGGUUGUUAGUAUUUUUCCUUUGUGUCACUGUGGGUUACAGAAGGGAACGUGCAGCACGAUGCAGCUCUCCUGCUCGUUUUCCAGUCGGAUUACCGAGGCUGACUGGAGGGAUAUCUGUGUUUGAAUUCAAUUAGUUCACUUUCCUCUCUGGAUUAGUAGCCCAUUCUGAUUAAGUCCUGUUAUCUGGUGCUUCAACUCAGUCCAGCAACUGAAGACUCUUGAUCUGCCGGAUCAGCUCCUUCCAAAUGCCCUUUGACACACGAAUACAAAUCCAUGCCUUACUAUUGGUCUUGUUGUUCAUGGAAAACAAAAAUUCCAGGUAAUGGUAGUUGAAGAUGCCGGCGCCCUGGCGAAUAUGCUGCAAUAAAAAAUCCAAAUCCAAGACUGGAAAAGCUGAAAUGGACGAUAUGGCAGACACAAGUGAUAAAAUGCAGAUGAAAAAAGAAAUUACGUUACUAAAUGGAGUUUCUUUAAUUGUCGGGAACAUGAUUGGCUCUGGGAUAUUUGUAUCUCCCAGAGGGGUUUUAAUGUACAGUGCUUCCUACGGACUCUCUCUAAUCAUCUGGGCUCUUGGCGGAAUGUUUUCACUGUUUGGAGCUUUGUGUUAUGCUGAAUUGGGAACAUCCAUUGUUAAAUCUGGAGCCAGCUAUGCCUACAUCCUGGAAGCAUUUGGUGCCUUUGUGGCCUUCAUCAGACUGUGGUCUUCUUUGCUAAUUAUUGAACCAACAACUCAGGCAGUGAUAGCAAUCACAUUUGCUAACUAUAUUGUUCAACCAAUUUUUCCUCAUUGCGAGCCACCAUAUGAUGCAGUCAGGUUGAUUGCAGCUGCUUGUAUUUGUUCCUUAACAUUUAUUAAUUGUGUGAAUGUGAAGUGGGGAACCCGCGUACAAGAUGUUUUCACAUAUGCAAAAGUUAUGGCUCUUAUCUUGGUGAUAGCUGUUGGUCUUUACAAAAUUGGUAAAGGAGAAACAGAAAACCUGAGAGCUCCCUUCGAGGGCUCAGCAACAAACCCGGGAAUGAUUGCACUGGCUCUGUACUCUGCCCUCUUUUCCUACUCGGGGUGGGACACCCUGAAUUACGUCACCGAGGAAAUGCAGAAUCCUGAGAGGAAUUUACCACUUUCUAUUGCAAUUUCCAUGCCUAUUGUGACUAUUAUUUACUUGAUGACGAAUAUAGCGUACUAUGUAGUGCUGGACAUGUCAGCUCUCCUCACAAGUGAUGCAGUGGCUGUCACGUUUGGCAGUGAAACCCUUAGUUAUGCUAAGUGGAUAAUUCCUAUAGCUGUGGCCAUGUCCUGCUACAGUGGGUUAAACUCUUCAAUAAUUGCAGCAUCUAGGCUUUUUUACGUUGGAGCCAGAGAAGGACACCUUCCGGACAGUCUGAGCUUAAUUCAUAUAAAGUGUUUCACACCAGUCCCUGCUCUUCUCUUUAAUGGCUUAAUGACUUUGCUUUAUCUCCUCGUGGAAGAUGUUUUCCUCCUCAUUAACUACUACUGUUUCAACUACUGGCUCUUCGUGGGUCUGUCUAUUGCAGGGCUAAUAUAUCUGCGAUAUACUCAGCCACAUAGGCCACGGCCUAUUAAACUGAACCUCUUCUUCCCUAUCAUAUACUGUUUAUGUUCCCUUUUCCUAGUCAUAGUUCCUCUCUACAGCGACACAAUCAAUUCCCUUAUUGGCAUUGGUAUUGCCCUCUCAGGCAUUCCUGCAUAUUAUUUGGGAGUCUACCUGCCAUUUGAAAAAAGACCUAGAUGUCUGCAGUGGCUUUCCGUUAAAACAACAAAAUGUGUUCAACUGCUCUUCUUCUGUGCGCUGUCAGACCUGGACAUAGACAUGGAACCUACAGGAGCCAAGAGCAAGUAGAGCUGCACCUUGACAUUGAGAGUUGCACCUUGACACGUCCUAUCUGGAGCAUUUUUUAUAACCUGAAGUCCUUCCUGUAUCCUCAGUUAAACUAAAGCACUAGCAAUUGUCCUAUGCAUCAGUUUGAUGUCGACUAAUUUGUGCUUGUUUUAUAAACCACUUGCCAUCCUCUGUUUUACAAUUUAAAACUAAAAAAAAUAUGUCUGUUAACAGUUAUCGAGUAACAUUUUGAAACUACAAAGCACCUUAUGAACAACUAUUUAUCAGUAGAUAAGUGUUAAGUAUUAGGUUAAUUGCAAAAGUGUAAUGAAAAGUAUUAAGUCCCAUCAGAAUCCUAACAAAUAAAUUGACAAAUAUAACAAAAAUCAAACCAAAUAUUGCAAGAUUCAAAACCUGAGUUGGGAAGUAGAAACCGUAAUGUACUUCUAAUAAUAUCAUUAAAUUCUUAGCCAAAGUAAAAAACAUAUAGUUAAUACUGAUAGACAUGCUUUGAAUCAUUGUAGCAUUAGCAUUAGACUAUUCUAAUGCAUAAUUCCCACCAUAUAUAUGGUACCAAAUGGAGAAAAUGAAAGUUUUCAGUCAUUUAAGUUUUGUGAGAAAUUUUCGUUUGGUGGUAUCCCACAUUCAUUACCCUUUUGCAGAAGCAGUAUUUUCAAUAAACAAAUGACAGUGUUGUAAUUGAAGUAUUUUUGCUUUCUAGCAGAAAAACCUGCUGUGGAGCAGAGUGUUGUAAGGGACUUAGCCAUGUUUCAACUAGAGUAUAUUUGGGGAAAACACAUUCCCAUAGUGUCCACUGCUUGCCUAGAAGUAUCAAGAUCAAGUGUGGCCCCAUAAAUCACAUUUUUUUUUGCACAGUAGAACUUAUUUAAAGAAAUCAUAAGGCGAAAUUAAAAUCUAUUGAUAUUUAGAAAAUCCCUUGAGUCACUGCCCAACCCUGCAGGCUGAUCUAUCGCAGUCACAGAAUUGUUGAUGUUGGCCUCUGGAAGUCUCCUGGUCCAUCCCUCUGCUCAAGCAGGGCCACCAAAUGCAGGUUGCCCAGGACUGGCCUCACCAGUUCCUGCUGGCACAGCAACCUGCAGCUCUGCUCUUCAGCACAGAGAGCCUCCUGCACCAGCUGCCAGCUCUUCACAUCGUUCAGAUGCCCAUCGCACAGUUGGACGAGUGCGUUCACCAGCAAAUGUCAUGAAAUAAAAGGACAAUGAAGAACUACAUUCAAUCUCUUGAACGUUUUUCAGUUUGGCACACAGAAUGUGAAACCAGUCCUAAUUAGCUGCCUCCAAUGGAAGAGAAAAUAACUGUCGCGGGAAAGAAAAAAAGACAAUCAACUUUGCCACCUAGGCCACAAAAAUGGAUGGUCCAUUUCUAAUCUGAUAUUCGCUGAUAUUUAACACCAUUUGUUAUUCUUGUUGGCAAGUCAUACUUCUUUCUGUAAUUAUAUUUGAAUGUAACAUAUAUUGUUUCUAAUUUUAAUGUUAUCAUUCCUAUUUAAUUAAUCCCAAGUAAGGUACUUUUUUAAUCUUAUACAAAUCCCUGUAACUUCUAGCAUUGUCUUUUAUUUAUGUCUGCCCUGAGAAAGAGGAAUGGAAUAGGGAAGAAGGCGAUUGUUGCCUCUGAAACCUCUCCUCAUUCCUUCCAUGCAAUGUAAGGUCAUUUGCCAUAUGAUAAUUCCAUGCAUCUCCAGCUCUGUCCUUGCUGACAGGUCUCCUGUGAAACCUUCUAUUUGCGUUUCUAUGCCAUCCAUUAUGGCAGUUGUGGUGGGACUUCUUUUGAUUCAGAGUACAAAUGAUAAAAAUGCACUAAACUAAGGUAAACAUGAAGCUAUUAGAGCUGCAUGUUUUGCUUUUUGGAAGCUAUGACUUUUAUGCACUAAAAAUCACUUUAGUGUCACAGUCACAAAACAUUAAGAGGAAAAGGGUGUAAUUUAGCUUGCCCAGCUCAGAACACUCCCACAUACGUGUACACAAGUGCCUCUGUUACAGCAUAGCACUAUGUUGAUCCUGCUGUACAGUUUUACAGAAAUACUGCAUUUUCACCUCAUUUUUAAAGGCAUCGGUUAAUAAUAGAGUCGAGAUCUCAGACUUUAUCAGAGCACACGGAGAGUACAAACCCUACAAGUCAGUACCAAACAAAACCUGACAGUCUUUGUCUCCACAGAGUUCAAAGCUCUGCUUAGUGCUGAGCUAUGUGUCAUACCAGGACAGCACUGCACCAUCCUCUGAAGUUAUUCUUAACAGGACCAAAGCUACCAAGUGAUUUGAGACAAAUGAGGUGAUGUAUCAGGUGGUAACAGAUAGCAGAUACCAAAGGUAGUGUAAUAAAGUCUAUGAACUAAGACCAUUUCCAUAGAGAAGUCUGAGCUGAUAAGCUUCUUCCUGUGUUUUUUUUUUUGCCAAAAUCUGUUUUUGCAUGAAUCUGUUAACUUUCUGAGCAUAACACGCAAGCCUCCAUUUUCUUUCUUUCAGGACAGGAGACAUGUUGAAGAAUAUCAGUAGUCAGAUGCAAAGCUAUAAAUGUGAAUAAUGUUAUUGAAAUUAUGUAUGGACAUUGGAAUCUCAAAAAUGUUCAUGUUUGUUGAUUUUUCACUCCUUUCAAAUAAUAUAUGUAAGUUAUUUUCAAAUAUCUAAAGCCAAGUCUUAGAUGCUGAAGUAUUUAAAUAAAUCAACAUUUGAUCCUUGGCAAAUGCAA
Molecule: messenger RNA, 4899 nt
Organism: Cygnus olor (mute swan)
Lineage: Eukaryota; Metazoa; Chordata; Aves; Anseriformes; Anatidae
Product: Y+L amino acid transporter 2-like
Exons: 10
Coding region: 691-2214 (507 amino acids)
Biological process (GO): amino acid transmembrane transport
Cellular component (GO): membrane
Molecular function (GO): L-amino acid transmembrane transporter activity
Source: RefSeq, a predicted model, not a curated record